Chelmon rostratus (copperband butterflyfish) is the source of this 1638-nucleotide messenger RNA. RefSeq names its product PRELI domain containing 1a (gene prelid1a). Gene Ontology annotation, biological process: phospholipid transport. NCBI's taxonomy places the organism in Eukaryota, Metazoa, Chordata, Actinopteri, Chaetodontiformes, Chaetodontidae. The transcript is spliced from 6 exons. Gene Ontology annotation, cellular component: mitochondrial intermembrane space. The record is from RefSeq and is a predicted model, not a curated record. Gene Ontology annotation, molecular function: phosphatidic acid transfer activity. The coding region runs from base 131 to 763 and encodes 210 amino acids.
CCUUCCUCCUCACGUUUGACAUGAGCAGUAGGUGGCCGCAGUUCAUCUUGACAGGAGUACACAAUGCAAAUACUCAUCUUUUGAAUGUUGUCGCCGUACAGGGUUAUUGUCAGAGUACACGCACGGAACAAUGGUGAAGUACUUCUGCUGCGCAGGUUUGCUCAAAAGCACCUGGGACCAAGUCUGUAUUGCUUUCUGGCAACGUUACCCCAACCCUUACAGUAACCAUGUUUUAACUGAGGACAUCAUUUUCCGGGAGGUUACUCCAUCCAACUGCCUCAUUUCCAGACGUCUGUUGACCAAAACUAGCCGUGCGCCUCGCUGGAUGGAGCGGUACCUUCCAAAGCACAUGGCCAGCUCUGCAUACAUCAUCGAGGACUCUAUCGUGGACCCUCAGAAAAGGACCAUGACCACACUCACAUGGAACAUCAGCCACGCUCGCCUCAUGUCCGUUGAAGAGAGGUGUGAGUACCGAAUUAACCCUGAGAAUGGCAUCUGGACAGAGAUUAAAAGAGAAGCUUGGAUCUCUUCCAAUGUCUACGGGCUCACUAGAGCUAUUCAGGAGUUUGGUCUUGCAAGGUUCAAGACAAGUGUGACAAAGACCAUGAAAGGCUUUGAGUAUGUGCUGGCCAGAAUGCAAGGUGAAACUCCAUCAAGAACCUUAGCAGAAACUGCUACAGAGCGAGCAAGAGAGACAGCACUGGCAGCUAAGGAGAAAGCCAAAGACCUCGCCUCACACGCCCAGAAGAAGCAAUAUGUGUGAGACAUGUACUGUACGUCAUUGGUUCUUUUGGCACUGGUGCUGGGACAGAUUUGUCUUCACCCCCUUCCCUCAUGAUUCAGCCGGGGUAAGACAAACUGAUCCCGGUCAUGGGUAGACACCUCUGUGAGGAAGCAUCCAGCUGAAAUGGUGGGUGGACCAUGAAAGGCCUGAGCUGGUUUCAAGAGCCUGUUCCAGCCUCCCUGUUUGUGUCCCGCUGAAUUAACUGUUCUUUUGGUACCAGAUCAUCACAGUAUUAACCGCACUCAGAGAUCUUAGAAAGGAAUGGCUGAGAAUGGCUCUGUGUGCCAUAAAAUGAUCGUAACACUUUGCCAGCCUUGAUACUAUCCCUCAGACCUUUGCUCACCCUCUGUGCCCACCAACGCCUGCGCUUUACUCUGUUCCUUUGAUAAUGUCGUGUUAUUUUGUAAUAACUUUGUAUUAUUUACCGCUUCUUGUUCAGAAGCUUAGAUUAGCAUACCGCAGAAUAUCUGAUCAACUCAUAUUAAUUUGUAUGAUUUACUUUUGUUUUGUUGCUAUGAUGUUAUCCUUAAGUUCAGUUGUAACCACACCUUAAUCAUCCUACCAAGACUGAUUGCUUCAAGUUGAAGUUCAUUAAGUGAAGGAGAAGGGUCCAUGUUGUUGGCAGUCAUAGCUUGAUAAGAAAUAGUCACUUAGCACUCUUGGUAUUGAUCAAGAUCUCGUUGCAAUGGAUAUCAGUAUCUUUGCCAAAAUGUAAAGUGUGUGUACAAAGGUAAUAAUGACACCUUGUGUUGUACAUUCAGCUUAGGUCAGAUGAUACAGUCCAUACAACAAUGUGCUUACUGUAUGAAUCAAACAUCAGCUUGUCAAUAAAUGGACAGUUUCUUUUUAGCUGG